Messenger RNA from Camellia sinensis, 1752 nucleotides. NCBI's taxonomy places the organism in Eukaryota, Viridiplantae, Streptophyta, Magnoliopsida, Ericales, Theaceae. The record is from RefSeq and is a predicted model, not a curated record.
AUCAUGUUGAAUGCAGCUAGAAGCCUCAUCAAGACAAAGAAAGUGCAAGCAAUUCUAGGAGCUCACUCAUGGGAAGAAUCAUCACUGGUUGCCGAUGUUUGCACCCAAGCUCACAUUCCCAUUCUCUCUCUUGCCACCGAUUCAACCCCGGAAUGGGCAACGCUGCGUUGGCCAUUCCUUAUCCGAGCCUCCUCCUCGCCCAAUCAACGCUCACAAAUGAAAGCCGUGGCUGCAAUUGUCCAGUCAUGGGAAUGGCACAGAGUCACUCUGAUAUACGAGGACACGACAAACUCAGCUUCUAAUGGUGUCAUAUCUCAUUUAUCAACUGCCCUACGCGAAGUGGGUGCUGAAAUUGAUCAGCUUAUAGCUCUCCCACCAUUCCCAUUCUCUUCAUUCUCCGAAGAGCUCCAGAGGCUUAAAGGCGAGCAAUGCAGAGUCUUCAUGGUUCAUGUCUCUCUCCCACUGGCAAUCCAUUUCUUUGCCAAAGCAAAGAAAAUGGGAAUGAUGACAAAGGACUAUGUAUGGAUCACCACAGACACAAUCACAAGUCUAAUCUAUUCCCUGGACGCCUCUGCCAUUUCCUCAAUGCAGGGUGUAAUUGGCAUCAAGGCCUACUUCCCUGAAACCGGGCCACCUUUCCAAGAAUUCAGCAAGAAAUUCAAAAAAAAAUUCAGCAUAAACCACCCUGAAGAAAAAAACCACGAACCAGGGAUUUUUGCAGUCCAAGCCUACGAUGCCAUGUGGGCGGUCGCUCUGGCAUUGGGAGAUGCAGGUAAAUCGGAGGGCCAAGAAAUCAUACAAAAAAUUUCAUCAACUGAUUUCAAUGGCUUGACUGGUAAAAUUCAAUUCAAUGGAAGGAAAUUAGCUCCAUCGCAGACAUUCCAGAUUGUCAAUGUGAUUGGAAAGAGUUACAGAGAACUCGGGUUUUGGACAGAAGGAAGAGGCUUCUCAGAGGCAAUCGAUCAAACAGUUUUUUACAAUUCAUCAAUGCAGGUUUUGGGGCAAGUGUUUUGGCCUGGGGGACCUUGGUAUACUCCAAAAGGAUGGACUGUUUCCACAGAGAUCGAACGGCUGAGAAUUGGCGUGCCCACCGGAUCAACGUUCAAACAGUUUGUAAAUGUGGAGUACGAUGAUCGGACAAAACAAUUUUCAUUUACUGGAUUUUCAAUUGAAGUCUUCAAAGCAACAAUAGAACUCUUGCCAUAUGCUUUUCCAUAUGAAUUUGUACCAUUUGAUGGUCCCUAUGAUGAUUUGGUGAAGCAAGUUCACUUGAAGAAUUUCAGUGGAGUAGUUGGUGAUGUAAAAAUAAUAGCAAGGAGAUAUCAGUAUGCAGAAUUCACAGAGCCAUACACAGAAUCAGGACUGGUGAUGAUAGUCCCAGUUCAAUCACAAACAAACAGAGCUUUGUUAUUCAUGAAACCAUUCACAACAGACAUGUGGAUUCUAAUAAUGGCUAUCAAUAUAUACAAUGGCUUUGUUGUGUGGUUAAUAGAGAGAAAUCACUGCCCUGAACUUCAAGGCUCUGUCAUGGAUCAAAUUGGGACCUUGCUUUGGUUAGCCUUCACCACACUCUUCUCUUUGCAUGGGGAAAAACUUCAUAGCAAUUUGUCAAGAAUGGCAAUGGUGGUGUGGCUCUUUGUGGCACUAGUCAUCACCCAAAGUUACACUGCCAGCCUCACCAGCAUGCUCACCGUGCAGCAGCUUCAGCCCGCGACAAGAAACAUUGAAACCUUGAAGAAUAGCAACGCAAAG